CACUCGCAACUUCAGCCCUUCAACCUGAUGAAGUUUUCCUCUGAACUUUACAGUCAGCCCGGAUCAGCGCCCCGUUCAGCAGCAUGGCUCCAUCCAACAAGUGGUGGGUUUUGUGCGCCGUUUCGCUCUCCUGUGUCGCCCGUUUAGGGUCUUGCCGAAGAGAAGCACAUGGAGCACAGCCUGAGCUCUUCAUCUUCAGUGAGUUGUGCGCCCUGAAGGACGAGCCAGGGCCUUGCAAGGCCAUUAAGGACCGGUUCUUCUUCAACAUCGACACAGGACGCUGUGAGCUGUUUGAAUACGGAGGCUGUGGGGGAAACGCCAACAAUUUUGAGACCUUGGAAGCUUGUGAGGAAACGUGUGUCGUCUCAGAUGACAAGAACCCGUGUCAUUUGGACGAAGCUCCUGGUCCCUGUCGAGGGUUGGUGAAGCGCUACUUCUUUGACAGCAACAGUCAGCAGUGCAAGCCUUUCUUUUACGGCGGCUGCUUUGGGAAUGCCAACAAUUUCAAGACCUUGGCAGCAUGCAAGGCGAAAUGUCAGAAUCCAGAAGAACCCACUAAGGCAUCGGAAGUCUACACAAAAUCCAGUGUUGUGCAACCAACCAUAGUGACUGGGGAACUGACCAUAAAGGAACCUCAGGUGCAGCUGAAUGACUCUAGUAAAGAGCUGUGCUUCAGUCCUGUGGACAGUGGAACAUGUCACGGUGAAGAGGAGAGGUUUGCAUACAACCCCGAGACCAAACGAUGCCAGUUGUUUUCCUACAGUGGUUGCGGGGGAAACGAGAACAACUUCAUAACCCGGAGAAGCUGUUUUAAAAAUUGCAUUCGAAGAAGAAACGCUCAUCAACGGUUGAUCCGGAUAAAGAAGAAAAACAUCAACAACCUUGUUCAUCGUUCAAUCUGAACACUUUCUCUCUACAUUAAAUCCUGCACUGGUGGGGAGCCACCUGUAUUUAUGUGCAUAUUUUGUUUUUAGCUUUACUCAUAUCUAUUGUAUAGCUUUGUAGUGACUGAAUGGAGUUAUUAUCCACAUUAUUUCAAAACUCAUUGACAAAAAACACAGUUGUUUUGCCGAUGUCUAAGUAUAGCAGCUCUCUACAUUUACGCUCUGUUUUAUCUGUGCAUUUGUAUAAACGAUGACGUCUGUUUACUUUAACAGUUUCAAGGCACUGUUAGGAUCAUAGUGAUGAAAACAUUUCACUGUAAAAUUUUUUUUGUGAGACACCAAAGUUGCAGCAAAACAAAAUGAAUGCUUCUCCUGCGAAUUUACAGUGUAUAUACAGUAACUGAUGCUUUUCUACAAUGGUUUUGGUACAGCUCCGCUACUGUUAAUCAAUGCAGACAACAGCAUUAGCAGAUUAAAUUUGUGGACAACCCUUAUUAUAUAUAAUAUAAUAUAUAUUCUAGGAUCAACAAUAACAAUAAUAUAGAAUGUUUUCAGACAAACACGUUAAUCAAGAUGAACAUGCGGACACAGAUAUAAAUCAAUAUGAACAAAGUAACGACUGUUUUGAUUUUUGUUAUAUUAAACUGAACACGUUUGUUCUCUCUUUUUAAUCAGUAUUAUGCACUUUCGUAAAUCAUCAUUGCAGCCCUGCCGGUGUUGUUGGCAAGGACAAACAGAGGGAGGCAGUGUUGUGUAAAGUAAGUUUUCAAAGAAAGCACUGGUCUCUCCUGGCUGCACUGUAUCCACUGCAUGUUGUGAAUUAGACUGUAAGGUUCUAUAUAAUACAUUUGAACAACCUUUUUAUCUUUCCUCACGUUGUAUCUGUUUUAUUUCAAAUAUGUCUUUUUGUAUGUAAAGAUUAAUAGUAAAAUGCAAAUAGUGUUACAAUGGAGAUCCCAUAGUUUCCCAUAGGCCUAACAAAUUCUUAAAAGCUUUUUCAGAAGAGCAAAAACAAUGUACGGCUUCAACAACUCAACAAUUCAAAAUCUGAGGAAGAAAAUGCAUUGACAAUGAUAAUGAUCAAGAUUCUACAGUUUUUAUCCCAUUGAAACAAUACCUUGAAAGUAAUUUUAAAAGUCACUAAAUGAAAGCCAACUGUGUCGAGCAACCUUUGCGGGCCUCUCUCUGUGGCUGUAGUUACCAGUGGAAAAACUGAUUCCAGUAUUUUGGAGAUUUUUUGAGGUUUUUUUUAGGAUAAAUAGAUGCAAAACAUAAAUGAUUCAGUAUUUCCCCAUGUAAUUCCUGACAGUUUGGACAAAGCUUUGCCAUAGCAUUUAGAUCGUUAGGUUGGAAAAUAAAAUUUACACAAUAAGCCUACCUUAAAGCUGCACAAGUCAAUACAAUAUUUCAUAUUAACAUCACGUCCUUGUCUCCUGUGAGAAUAAUCACAGGACUGUGCAGUUCCCCUCAGCUCAUCAGAGUAGGCUAUCUGAGUGUCUUUCAGCUCAUUGUUUUGGUUUUACAGCACCCAAUUUUACUGUUUAACUCCGUCUAAGGCCCAAUCCCAUUGUCCACCCUCACAGACUCACAGACUUUGAGGCGCGUUCCCGGGAAGUGCGUGAGGGCUUAGGGCUUAGGGGGGGACAUUGGGAUAGGGUCUAACUGCUCUGAUAAACAUGGUUACUUACACUACCUGCCCAGCACAAAAUGGCAGACUAGCUGUGAACACAGUCAGCAAGAUUUUUCCCUCAGGAGUUGGUGGAGACCAAAACAGAGGUAAGAGGAGAGUGAAUAUUGGAGUCAUGUUCCAAACAAAUGCUAAUGUUGCUCAAUAUCUGCUGGAUGUAUGUAACAUGUUUACCAACAACUGUAUUUUUGGUUUAUAAUGUUGUGUUUUUAACUUUACUGGUAACAUUUAGGGAAUAAACCACUCAGCUUUAAUAAAAAAAUCCAAAUGGUUAAA
Messenger RNA from Micropterus dolomieu (smallmouth bass), 2847 nucleotides. It is a transcript of the gene tfpia, whose product is annotated as tissue factor pathway inhibitor a. Gene Ontology annotation, molecular function: serine-type endopeptidase inhibitor activity. The record is from RefSeq and is a predicted model, not a curated record. The transcript has 7 exons. Gene Ontology annotation, biological process: negative regulation of peptidase activity. Bases 84 to 902 code for a protein of 272 amino acids. NCBI's taxonomy places the organism in Eukaryota, Metazoa, Chordata, Actinopteri, Centrarchiformes, Centrarchidae. Gene Ontology annotation, cellular component: extracellular region.